Nicotiana tabacum (common tobacco) is the source of this 2309-nucleotide messenger RNA. Its product is annotated as amino acid transporter AVT1C. Gene Ontology annotation, molecular function: L-amino acid transmembrane transporter activity. Gene Ontology annotation, biological process: amino acid transmembrane transport. The record is from RefSeq and is a predicted model, not a curated record. NCBI's taxonomy places the organism in Eukaryota, Viridiplantae, Streptophyta, Magnoliopsida, Solanales, Solanaceae. Gene Ontology annotation, cellular component: vacuolar membrane.
GGUUCUCUUAAGAAAACGAAACCAAACACAACUCUCAAAUCUCAAUCUCAAUCUCAAUCUCCAUCUCUCACUUUUUCUCUUUCACAACCCUUUGUGCUUCUCUUUUACAGAUUUGUUCUAUUGUUUCAUAUAUAACACACGUAAAUAAUUUGUUUUUUUUCUUUUUGCAUGGUAAUAAAAGGAUUUUAUUUUUUGCAUGAUUGAAUACAUUAAAUAACAAGAAUAUUAGAUAUGGGAAUGAGAUUAGACGAAGAAUUUGGAGCAGAUAGGGUGUUACAAAUUGAAACAGACGAUGAAGAGAAUGAGGCUGAUGAUUACAAGAUUGAAGACGAUGAUGAUAGUGGAUCUGAUUCUACCCUUCACUCUCCAGUACAUGAGCCAUCUCAUAGCCAAAUUGGACCUCAUGAUUCUCCUACUUGGCCUCAAAGUUAUCGGCAGUCAAUGAACAUGUUCACAGGUGUGACCCCUCCUUCACUCAGCUUUUUAAGGGGUAGCUCCUUCUUGAGGUCUCAGACUACUCCAACACCUCAACCUUCAAUUUGUAAACCUCUAAUUUCCUCUCCGCGCUCAAACAAGGAAGAAGUUCCAACCUUAACACAUCCAACAAGGUUAUCUGUAGUCUCUUCUGCAAGAUUUUCAGCACUUGAAUUGCCACCAUCACAGCAGUGUUCCUAUACUCAAUCAGUGCUAAAUGCGAUAAAUGCUCUCUGUGGCAUAGGAAUACUUUCGACUCCCUAUGCACUCAAAGAAGGAGGAUGGUGUAGCCUUUUCCUGCUGCUACUUUUUGGAAUCAUUACUUUCUACACUGGAAUUUUGUUAAAAAAAUGUUUAGACAGUUCUCCUGGUAUUGAAACCUAUCCUGAUAUCGGACAAGCUGCUUUUGGAAUGCUAGGUCGAAUAUUUAUAGCUGUAGCCUUAUACGCCGAACUAUAUUCCUCUUGCAUCGAGUAUUUGAUUAUGAUGAGUGACAAUCUUGGUGCAAUAUUCCCAAGUGCUCGCAUGGUCUUUGCUGGAAUUCAUCUGGAUUCUUAUCAAAUGUGUGCUAUCAUUUCUACCCUUGUCAUACUUCCAACAGUUUGGCUAAGAAACCUCAGUUUGCUGUCAUACAUUUCAGCUGGUGGAGUGGUCGCACUGAUUGUCGUGGUGCUUUGCUUGUUAUGGGUUGGCGCGAUCAAUGAAGUUGGAUUUCACUCAGGUGGAACAGCUUUAAACAUUGCAAAAUUACCCGUCACAAUUGGUCUAUACAGUUUUUGCUAUGGCAGCCAUUCAGUUUUCCCGAAUAUCUACUCAUCAAUGAAAGAACCUUCAAGAUUUCCUUCUGUUCUUCUUAUAAGCUUUUCCAUCGCCUUCUUUUCGUACUUUGGAGUAGCAGUUUGUGGCUUCCUUAUGUUUGGUGAAAACACCAGUCCGCAGUUCACAUUGAAUUUGCCAGCAAAACUUGUUACUUCAAAAGUUGCAGCCUGGACAGUGGUUUUAACCCCUGUAACAAAAUAUGCCAUAACAAUUACACCAGUCGCGUUUGGUAUUGAAGAAUUCUUACCUUCACCUCAGCUUAGAACUUAUGGUGUAUCGAUCCUCAUAAGAACAAUUCUGGUGUUUUCAACUUUGGUCAUUUCACUAACAGUUCCAUAUUUUGGUUCUGUAAUGUCAUUGAUUGGAUCUUCACUAGUAAUGCUUGUGUCUCUGAUCCUUCCUUGUGCAUGCUACAUUAAACUAAGCAAGGAUGGAAUCACACGAUUUCAGCUUGCAGCUUGCACUUCCAUUAUAAUGGUGGGAGUAGUUUCUGCUGUUAUUGGCACAUAUUCUGCAGUCACAAGCAUGGCCAACUAGUUCCAAGACCUAAUGGACAGAAACCACAAUCUUACUUCCAUUAUCAAAAGUUUCUUGUACACUAUGCACAGUAGCAUCGGUCAAAAAGCAUAGACCAAAUAUCAAAGUUGGAGAGGCUGUAAGGAAACAGAAAAGGGCAAGUUACACAUUUGACAGGCUGGCCAAAAUAAUUGCAUCGGCUAGCAAAUAUACAAGUAAUUUUUCCAAUAUACCAAAAAUAUAUUGGGAAUAUACAAAAAAGAUACAUUUUGUCGGCUAUUAUUUUUUAGAACGGCUACGUUAUAUAGUUUUCCCAAUUGAGAAAACCAGAGAAUCCCUCGAGUGAUGAUGAAAUAGAAGUUGUAAUUAACAGGACAUUAGAUCUUGAUUUGGCCCUUUGAGCCCCUUCUGUUGUAUCUAAUCAUUGUAAGUUCAGCUCCAUCACAUUGUUAAUUACCUCAUGAUUUAGCAGUUAAUUAAUCAAGCAAAGAUUUAUCUUC